AUGCUUGUUGGAUAUUGUGAUAGUGAUUGGUCAGGAUGUGAAGAUGAUAUGAGGAGUACUUCUGGCUAUGCUUUUCAUCUUGGAUCAGGUGUUUUCUCUUGGGCAUCAGUCAAGCAAAGCUGUGUAGGUCUAUCCACAGCAGAGGCAGAAUAUAUUAGUGCAGCUGAAGCUACAGCACAAGCAGUCUGGCUGAGGUUUGUUCUAUCUGAUUUUGGUGAGGAACAAGUUGAAGCUACCCAAAUUUUUUGUGAUGACACUUCAGCAAUAGCAAUAACAAAGAAUCAUGUACAUCAUCACAAGACAAGGCAUAUAAACAGAAGAUUUCAUUUCAUCCGGGAAGCUUUGCAAAAUGGUGAGAUUGAUUUGUUAUACUACAGAACUAGAGAGCAGAAUGCAGAUAUCUUUACUAAGGCGCUGGCAAGAGAUUGGUUUGAAUAUGUAAGGAGCAAGCUUGGAGUCAUUUCAGCUAAACACUUAGAAGGGAGUGUUGAAGUAUAA
Molecule: messenger RNA, 498 nt
Organism: Prunus armeniaca (apricot)
Lineage: Eukaryota; Viridiplantae; Streptophyta; Magnoliopsida; Rosales; Rosaceae
Source: the annotation of a GenBank genome assembly